UUCAGUUCGUAUAACAUAAAAUUUCAUACGAUGUUAACUCUAUGCUAUAAUGCAUUUGUAGAAUUAGAAUUAGCUAGCAAACAAAAUUUUGAAAACCUAUUUUAUAUAUGGAUAUAUAUUAAUUAAAAUAUGGGAGAUUCGCUGAGGGAUCAGAACAGUAACUGUAAAAAAAAUCCAAUCGUGUUUUUAGAUAUAGCCAUUGAAUCAGAAAAAGCUGGAAGAAUUGUGAUAGAGCUUUUUAAAGAUGUUGUACCUCGAACAGCUGAAAAUUUUCGUGCACUAUGUACUGGAGAAAAAGGUAUUGGAAUCAAUGGCAAAAAAUUACAUUACAAAGGAUCAAUAUUUCAUAAAGUGUUAUCACAGUUUAUGGUCCAAGGUGGAGAUAUAAUAAAUUUUAAUGGUACAAGUGGAGAAAGUAUAUAUGGAACGCAAUUUGAGGAUGAAAACUUUGUGCUCUCUCAUUCAUCAGGAGGAUUAUUGAGCAUGGUAAAUGAGGGUUAUCCAAACAGCAACAGUUCUCAGUUCAUAAUUACUGUUUCAGCCACGACACAUCUAGAUAAUACUAAUGUCGUAUUUGGUAAAGUUUUGAAAGGAAUGGGUGUUGUAUUAGAAGUAUCCCAAGCUAAAACAAUUCAGGAUGUACCAGUUCAGAAAAUACAUAUAUUUGACUGCGGAGAGUUGAAACAUAAUCAAAAUUGGGAAUUGGAAGAGAAUGAUGGUACAGAAGAUGUAUUUACCCCAUGGCCAGAAGAUUGGGAUUAUUCUAAAAAUAUUAAAAGACAAGAUUACAAGUAUAUAAUGGAUGUUAUUCAGAAGAUAAAAGAUUCGGGAAAUUAUUAUUUUUUACAAAAAAAUUAUGUAGAUGCAGGCAGGAAGUAUAAGAAAGCAUUACGCUAUUACAAGUGGAUGAUGAAGAUAGUAGAUGUACCAGAUUCCUCCAAUGAAUCAAUAGUGAAUACUAAAGUAACUCUAUUACUUAAUCUUGCAGCUGUUAAAUUAAAGCAAAAGAGUCAUCGCGAAGCUUUAAUGCUUUGUUCAGAGGUUUUACAAAUAAAUCAGAAUAACAGUAAAGCAUUAUUUCGUAGAAGUCAAGCAUACAUGGGACUAAAUGAAUAUGAUUUAGGUUUAGCAGAUUUACAGCAAGCAUUAUUAGAAUCUCCUAAUAAUAAAGAUAUUUUGUUAGAAAUUGACAAAGUUAAAAGAGUCAUGAAUUCCUAUUUAGUUAUUGAGAGAGCUACUUUCCAAAAAAUGUUUAAAUGAAAAAAACUAUUCUAUAAAAAAAUGUAAAUAUAAAAUUUUUUAUAUAUUUAAAAUUAUACAUACACACAUUUUUAUAUACAAUACUAGUGUUGUCUAAGAAACGUUGUAAAGUAAUUGUAUGCGUGUUAGCUAAAAUUAUUUAAAUAUUUUUUACGUAAAAAUAGUACUAAAUUUGAACAUAAUGUUUAAAUAAAUAUUUGUAUUUAUUUUUAGCUUUCUGAUUUAAGCAUUUUUAUUAUCCAAUAACAAUCUUUCUGUAAUGUGUACAAAAGAAAAUCAUAGUAUACUGUAAUCACAUGUGUUGAGAAUAUUAUUGUGAACAUUGUUCUGUUAAAAAUAUAUUAUUUUCUAUAUGCCUUGUUGAACGUUACUAAGUAUGAAAGGAACAUAUGAAGCAUACUUAUAUCACAUCAAAUAUCCAUUUUGUAUAGCAAACUUUCUUUAUAUAAAUACGAUCACAUUUAAUUAUUUUUUUGAUAACUUAAAAUAAUGUAUCAGAUGCAAACUUUUAUGAUAUUAUAAAAAAAACAAUAAUGCAUAUAUAGAUUAUAUACAGAAGUUAAUGAUAUAAAAGUAAAUAUUGUUAUAAACAUGUAUUCAAUGUAUAUGACUUAUUUAUUUAACAUUUAUAUUAAGUUCUUAACAAUUCUGAGCAUUGAAGUGUCUUAUGUACGUGACACCUAGCGGACGUAUGUCACAUAAAAUAAAUAUAAGAUAUAGUUUUAAUAGGAGCUCACAUAUAGUUUCUUUCAUUGUAAUAAUAUUCUUAUAGUAGCAGCGAUUUAUUGUAUUUAAAUGUUUUUAAUAAUAAAACUCAAGCAAUAUACACACAUUUAAAAGAA
Messenger RNA from Bombus pascuorum, 2102 nucleotides. RefSeq names its product peptidyl-prolyl cis-trans isomerase D (gene Cyp40). Gene Ontology annotation, cellular component: intracellular membrane-bounded organelle. Gene Ontology annotation, biological process: protein peptidyl-prolyl isomerization. Bases 130 to 1260 code for a protein of 376 amino acids. NCBI's taxonomy places the organism in Eukaryota, Metazoa, Arthropoda, Insecta, Hymenoptera, Apidae. The transcript has 6 exons. The record is from RefSeq and is a predicted model, not a curated record. Gene Ontology annotation, molecular function: peptidyl-prolyl cis-trans isomerase activity; protein binding.